Messenger RNA from Gongylonema pulchrum, 531 nucleotides. NCBI's taxonomy places the organism in Eukaryota, Metazoa, Nematoda, Chromadorea, Rhabditida, Gongylonematidae. The record is from the annotation of a GenBank genome assembly.
AUGCUGGGAUUACUUUUUAGCAAGGAACAAACAAAAAGCGCCAAAUAUUACGUUGUCGUUAUGCGAAAUGAAUGCAGCGAUAUGUUCCUAAAUCAUGGAACACGACUUCACGAGUUGCUCGUUCGGAUGAGGAAAACUGGUCUUCAGCGAGCUUUUCAUCAGCUGAUCAAAAUAUGAGCUCUCUCCGAACGGCUUUUAACUAUGAUUAGCUCGAUAUUUGCGGAAGGGGAUAGCGGUCACCACAUUCCGGAUUUGGGUCGUUGUUUUCAGUUUGUUUCAACGCAGCGUGUUUGCAUAUGUAUGUUCAAGAGUGCUGUAUUUGCAUAUCGAGGUAUGCAAAAGGAGCGCAUAUGGAAGUGCCUGGUGCAGGAGCAAAACUUUGAUAACGAAAUCCUCUAUAACCUUUUAUUAUUGUGGGACAAAAGCAUCCUUAGCAGCGAAAGUGUUAUUGAAGCAUAUCGUCGAUCUCUGAAAGAACUGAACAUUUCAAGCGAUUCUGUGAUGUCGGUAGGCUUUUCCAUCUGUGAUUAG